Chlorella variabilis is the source of this 1590-nucleotide messenger RNA. RefSeq lists its product as hypothetical. Gene Ontology annotation, molecular function: protein binding. The transcript is spliced from 9 exons. Lineage: Eukaryota; Viridiplantae; Chlorophyta; Trebouxiophyceae; Chlorellales; Chlorellaceae. The coding region runs from base 62 to 1129 and encodes 355 amino acids. Gene Ontology annotation, cellular component: nucleus. The record is from RefSeq and is a predicted model, not a curated record.
GUGAACUCGGCCGGUUGCCAUCCAGGAGAGAGCCAACCCCUGAGCCCCUGCACGGGCUCCCAUGCAGGACCAGCAGCAGCAGGGGGAGGGGCGGGCAGAGAUCUACACCUACAGCAGCUCGGCCAGCGUCUACGCCUGCGGCUUCUCGUCCCGCCCCGACAAGCCCUUCCGCCUGGCUGUCGGCAGCUUCAUCGACGACUAUGCAAACAAAGUGGAGAUCAUCCAGUUGGACGAGGCGGCCGGGGUGGUGCGCAACAACCCUGCGCUGACCUUCCAGCACCCCUACCCGCCCACCAAGGUCGCCUUCAUCCCGGAUAAGAGCGGGACCCGCCCCGACCUGCUGGCCACUAGCGGCGACUUCCUGCGCCUGUGGCGUGUGUCGGAUGAGCCCGGGGCGCAGCAGGGCGUGCGCCUGGAGAAGCUGCUGAACAAUAACAAGGGCGGCGACUUUGCGGCGCCGCUGACGUCCUUUGACUGGAACGAGCUGGACCCUCGCCGCGUGGGCACCGCCUCGAUCGACACGACGUGCACGGUGUGGGACGUGGAGCGCGGGGUGGUGGACACGCAGCUCAUCGCGCACGACAAGGAGGUGUACGACAUUGCCUGGGGCGGCGUCGGGAUCUUUGCCUCGGUCUCCGCCGACGGCUCGGUGCGCGUGUUUGACCUCAGGGACAAGGAGCACUCCACCAUCAUUUAUGAGUCCCCCCAGCCCGACACCCCCCUGCUGCGCCUGUCCUGGAACAAGCAGGACCCGCGCUACAUCGCAGUGUUAGCCAUGGAUUCGCCGCGGGUGACGGUACUGGACAUCCGGUACCCCACGCUCCCCGUGGCCGAGCUGCAGCGGCACCAGGCGGGGGUCAACGCCAUCUGCUGGGCCCCCCACAGCGCCACCCACCUGUGCUCCGCGGGCGACGACAGCCAGGCGCUGAUCUGGGACCUGGGCCUGCUGGGCACGCUGGGGCAGCAGCCCGAGGGCGGCCCGCCGGGCGCCGCGGCGGCGGGUGGCGGCCUGGACCCGAUCCUGGCCUACAACGCAGGCGCCGAGGUCAACCAGCUGCAGUGGAGCCCCGCCCAGCCGGACUGGGUGGCAAUCUGCUUCGGCAACAAGACCCAGCUGCUGCGGGUGUGAGGCGCGUGCCGACAGAGCACCACACCGCCGCGCUGCUCGCCGGCUGCAGCGUUGCUCGCCGCUCCCCUCCAGGGCAGCGCGGCGCCCGCGCCGUUCCUGCUUCCCAAGCUGCCAGCCUUCUUGCGUCCCUUAUUCGCCUGCUCCCCCUGUCUUGCUUCCGCUCCUGCUGUACUGCCCCCCGCCCGCAUCUGUAUCACCCGGGUGCCUUUUCUUCACUGCACACGUACCACCGCAUCUGUGGCACCCUGCCCCUCCCUAAUGCACGGCCCUCUGGCACGCUGCCAGCCCCUCUAAUGCAUGGGCCCUGCCAUUCACACCAAUCGCAUCAACCGUACAUCUGUCCCCCUGCACUGCUCUUUGUCACCAUUCCACCUGAUGCUCUCUCCUCUCCCAACCCAACUGAUCCCCCCGUCGCAUCCAUACCGAUUUCGAGAGACACCUUGCAAUGAAACACGCAGCGC